Messenger RNA from Parasteatoda tepidariorum (common house spider), 1093 nucleotides. The record is from RefSeq and is a predicted model, not a curated record. NCBI's taxonomy places the organism in Eukaryota, Metazoa, Arthropoda, Arachnida, Araneae, Theridiidae.
AUGACAAUGUUGAAAACUUUUUCAAUAUGUGACGCCUAUCAAUUAAUAAUUUGAACGAUUUUCUAGAAAGCUGUGGUUUGCUGCCUGCAAGGAACAUUGUUUUGUUUUCUUUCUGAUGAUUUCAUCCAUUAUGAACGUGCUUGAAAGUGCAACUAGUCACCUUUUAAGUUUAGCACCUAUAAUUAAAAAUGAAACUUUUUCAGACACCAUAGAAAAUCACGAAAAUAACUCAGAUGACUCGUCAUAUUUUAAUUACUUUGAAGACAUCAGUGAAAUAACUUGGUCGCUCAUUUUAAUGACUAUCCUCUAUUCAGUGCUCCUCAUCAGUGGCGUAUUAGGAAACAUUUGUACAUGUGUUGUAAUAUAUCGCAAUCGAUAUAUGCAUACAGCCACCAACUAUUACUUAUUCAGUUUAGCAAUUAGCGAUCUGUUACUCCUUGUUAUGAGCUUACCUCAAGAAGUUUAUGACUUAUGGGUGCCCCAACCCUAUCCAUUCGGAGACGCCAUGUGUGUUGUACGUGGUUUCACAGCUGAAACUUCAACUUACGCGUCAAUACUGACAAUAACAGCUUUCACUGUUGAGCGAUACAUUGCAAUCUGUCAUCCUCUGAAGUCGCAUAAAUGGUCAAGCCUCUCAAGAGCGUUGAAAGUUAUAAUGUUCGUGUGGAUUGUGUCAUUGGUGUGUGCCAUACCGGUGUCUUUUCAAUUUGGAGUGCUGCACAUGAGAGGGUCGUCUGGAGAAGAUUUAUGGUUUACGGCUGUUUGUACCAUUAAAAGAAAAUUGCGUCACGCCUUUCUCAUAUCAUCGUUAAUAUUCUUCUGGCUCCCGCAAGCAAUCAUACUUGUUCUAUAUGUGAAAAUAGGGCUUAGAUUGAGGCUACCGAAUCCAAUGGCCAAAGCUAUGGUCAGCGAUGAUAGUGAGAGUAUGGACGGGAUGAAAGACAGUUCUGUUAAAAUGACACAAAGCCGGAAAAUAAGUAUGAUCAACAACAGAAAAGGAAUUAUAAAAAUGUUGGGGCAGUACCUGCGAUUGCAACUGAAUAGCAAAGUUGUCCGUGUUUGUUUCUGCGACCAGCUUCCUUCUUCGAGUUGA